Messenger RNA from Pyricularia grisea, 3600 nucleotides. RefSeq lists its product as uncharacterized. Gene Ontology annotation, cellular component: cell periphery; cell septum. The transcript is spliced from 2 exons. The record is from RefSeq and is a predicted model, not a curated record. The coding region runs from base 1 to 3600 and encodes 1199 amino acids. NCBI's taxonomy places the organism in Eukaryota, Fungi, Ascomycota, Sordariomycetes, Magnaporthales, Pyriculariaceae. Gene Ontology annotation, molecular function: chitin synthase activity.
AUGGACCGGCCACACUCUCGAGGGGCUCCCCCCUCGUACAGCAACUAUGACGAAGACCCUGAUGAGCUUCGAUUGGGACCAUCAGGCAACCCUGCCGCCGUGAGACUGCUUCCAGCUUCUUCCUUUGACGAAGAAAUACCAGAACCCAGACAGUAUGUAUCACCACUUGCCCCUCGUCCCGCCGUUGUGCGCAAGGCUCUGUUGCCUGCACCGCUGCAAAUAACCAAGCCUCCAUCUGUCGACGGCCCUCGCAAGCUGCAGUCACUGUCGACUCCAGAGCAUCUGUCGACGCUGAAGCAGCAGGAAGAGGCCCGGACGCCUCUACCUUCAGCUGCGACGGCGAGAGUAAAGUUUUCGGUUGUUCCCGUCGGUCCUGAUGAGAAGCUCUGGGAUGAUGGUGGCUCCGGUACGAGCGGCUCGCCGUCGCGGAGGAGGACUGUAAAGUUGCAGAGGAAGGUCACCCAGGAUACUGUCGAGCAAGGCCAGACAGAUGCCAAUCUUCCUGUGAUCCCUGAGGGACCCUCCCCUAGGAUGAUGUCUCGCUCCCUCAAGAAGUCCUCGAGCGAGCCGGGCCAUCAUCCAGCUUUCAACACUUCUUUCUUGGAUGUCACAAGCCACCACUGCAACAAAGGCAAAACUUCAGAGUCUAACAAUACCAGUUCUCGGCCGACCCAACGGGCCUACCAGCCAUCAAUGAGCUCAAUUCACUCGCGACCCUCCUCCAUCAGUAACAUACCAAGCAUGCCUCCCCCGACCGAAUCCUAUGUGUCCUACAGGGAAACUGGAUCUCCAACCAGACCUUGGACACCUUCGCAUGUUGGUCGCAGCUCUGAUGAGUACCGGAGACCACCCCCUUCCUCGGUGCAUUACGAGCGAGCAGAUCUGAACGGAAGCCCCAGGCCAGGGACUCCGUCAUCCAGAUAUGGCGGCAGUCCAAGGCGGCCACUUCCCCCAGCUCCUCUCUUUGCUGGACCCGGAGCGCGUAGUUCAGCCUUUGCCGAUGAUGCAACUGUCUCCAUCCCGUUAUCCGACGUGGAUGACCCCUUUGGUCCUGGAUCGGCAGACUUGGGCGAGGCACGCGGGCACCGAGGCUCAUACGCAGGACAAUCGCAAGUCACACUGAAUGAGGAUGAUGAUGAUGAUAAUGAAGGUUCUCACCUUCGCGAGAGUGACGUCGGUUACGAUGACGCAGGGGACGAGAAGUCGGCGGCCCAUUACGGUCCUGCGCCAGCCGAGGGAGACCAGCAGCGCCGUGGAGUGCGAGCACCACAAAAGAGCCGCAAGGAGGUGCAGCUUAUCAACGGCGAGCUGGUUCUCGAAACCAAGAUCCCCACCAUCCUCUACAGUUUCCUGCCUCGCCGUGACGCCGACGAGUUCACCCACAUGCGCUACACUGCGGUGACAUGUGACCCGGAUGAUUUUGUCGAGCGAGGAUACAAGUUGAGACAGAACAUUGGCGUGACGGCACGCGAAACAGAGCUCUUUGUAUGCGUCACCAUGUACAACGAGAACGAGUACGACUUCACCCGUACCAUGCACGCCGUCAUGAAGAACAUUUCUCACUUCUGCCGCCGCUCAAAGUCACGUACCUGGGGCGAGAAUGGAUGGCAGAAGAUUGUAGUAUGCAUUGUCUCGGAUGGCCGUGAAAAGAUUCAUCCUCGGACGCUCGAUGCGUUGGCUGCUAUGGGAGUCUACCAGCACGGUAUCGCCAAGAACUACGUCAACCAAAAAGCCGUCCAAGCCCACGUAUACGAGUAUACUACUCAAGUGUCGCUUGACGCUGAUUUGAAGUUCAAAGGUGCCGAGAAGGGUAUUGUCCCCUGCCAGAUGCUCUUUUGCCUCAAGGAGCGUAACCAGCGCAAGCUCAACUCUCAUCGGUGGUUUUUCAAUGCUUUCGGAAAAGCCCUGAACCCCAACGUCUGCAUCCUGCUGGAUGUCGGUACACGCCCCGGUGGCAACUCACUAUACCACCUGUGGAAGGCCUUUGAUACCGACUCCAACGUUGCUGGGGCUUGCGGUGAGAUAAAAGCAAUGAAAGGCAAGUACGGCCGUAAUCUCCUUAAUCCACUAGUCGCCUCGCAAAACUUCGAGUACAAGAUGUCCAACAUUUUGGACAAACCCUUGGAGUCUGUGUUUGGAUACAUCACUGUCUUGCCCGGAGCGCUCAGUGCAUACCGUUACCACGCCCUGCAAAACGAUGCCAACGGUCACGGUCCUCUAAGCCAGUAUUUCAAGGGGGAGACUCUGCACGGACAGCAUGCCGAUGUUUUCACUGCCAAUAUGUAUCUGGCCGAGGACCGUAUUCUCUGCUGGGAGCUUGUUGCAAAGCGAGACGAGAGGUGGGUUCUUAAAUACGUCAAAGGAUGUACCGGAGAAACUGAUGUGCCUGAUACUGUUCCCGAGUUCAUUUCCCAAAGGCGUCGUUGGCUGAAUGGUGCUUUCUUUGCGGCUAUUUACUCGCUGGUGCACUUUCGUCAGUUAUGGGCAACGGAUCAUACAGUAGCCCGCAAGGUUCUCCUGCACAUGGAGUUCGUCUACCAGCUUCUCCAGGUCCUCUUUACCUUCUUCUCUCUUGCCAACUUCUACCUGACCUUCUACUUUGUGGCGGGUGGUCUGGCGGACCCUACGAUCGACCCCUUUGGCAACCGCAUCGGACUUUACAUAUUCACCAUCCUGCGCUACACUCUGAUUUUACUCAUCUGCGCCCAGUUCAUUCUGUCCUUGGGUAACAGGCCCCAGGGUGCAAAGAAACCCUACUUUGCCUCAAUGGUUAUAUACGGCAUUGUCAUGGUCUACACAACAUUUGCUGCCUUUUACAUUGUUAUCAGGCAGCUGACAGACCCCGAAGCGAAGCUGCAGAUCGGAAACAACGUCUUCACCAACCUUAUUGUGUCAAUGGCAUCCACUAUUGGUCUUUACUUCCUCAUGUCCUUCAUCUACCUCGACCCCUGGCACAUGUUCACGAGUUCGGCCCAGUACUUUAUGCUGCUGCCAUCGUAUCUGUGCACCCUACAGGUCUACGCCUUUUGCAACACUCACGACGUCACCUGGGGAACCAAGGGUGACAACGUCAUGAAGACGGACCUCGGCGGAGCAGUCGGCAAAGGAUCUACCGUAGAGCUGGAGAUGCCAUCGGAACAGCUCGACAUCGACUCAGGCUACGAUGAGGCGCUGCGUAACCUCCGUGAUCGCAUCGAGGUUCCCAAGUCGGGUGACUCGGAGGCCCAGAUGCAGGAGGAUUACUACAAGUCAGUCCGUACGUACAUGGUGGUGUCGUGGAUGAUCGCCAAUGGCAUCCUGGGCAUGGCCGUCUCGGAGAUCUACGCCGACAGGACAAUCAGCGAGAACUACUACCUGCGUUUCAUCCUGUGGAGUGUGGCCUCGCUUGCCCUUUUCCGUGCUCUCGGUUCCACAACCUUCGCCAUCAUCAACGCCGUCAACAUUGCAGUCGAGGGCCGCGUACGCCUCAGCCUCAAGUUGCCCACGUGGCUGGGUGGCAGUCGCGGAAGCACCAGCGCUAUCAGCAGCAGCGUCGGUAGCGGUACCAGCAUCUUUACAGGCCUGGGAGAGAAGAUAACUGCCACUUUGCGGAGACGUUGA